GGAAAAUAUAAGUAGUCAUCAUAUUCAAAAGGAUUUUUACCUCACGACGUCGUUGAAAGUUGGCGGGUGGCCUUCAACCGUUCAAAGUCCAAGGUAGACGCAUAUAACAAUCUGUGAAAAGCUUCCAUCGCGGCGGCGCGGUUCCCGCUAAGCAAGCCACAGGCGGCGGCGCUGGCCGCUAAUUGUAUCUUAUAGCUCGGCAGAUUAGGUGCCUUCCGGGACUGAAUGGAAGGAGAGGCGGCGGCGGCUAAGCCUAAGGGGCGGCUAUGUGUAAUCUGCAACCAGAAGAGAGCUGCUCUGAAACGCCCUAAAACCCUAGAACAAAUAUGCAGGGAGUGUUUUUAUGCUGUGUUUGAAGAAGAAAUCCACAGGGUCAUUGUGGAUAACCAGCUCUUUAAACCUUCUGAACGUGUCGCCAUUGGAGCUUCUGGUGGAAAAGAUUCCACAGUUCUUGCUUAUGUAUUGUCAGAACUGAAUCGUAGGCACAACUAUGGCCUGGAUUUAUUUCUUCUCUCAGUGGAUGAAGGCAUUACAGGAUACCGGGAUGACUCUCUUGAAACUGUUAAAAGAAAUGAAAUCCAGUACGGGCUUCCUCUUAAAGUUGUUUCUUACAAGGAAUUGUACGGCUGGACAAUGGAUGAGAUAGUAAAGCUGAUAGGCAUGAAAAAUAACUGCACUUUUUGCGGCGUUUUUAGGCGGCAGGCUCUUGAUCGUGGUGCAGCAUUGCUGAAGGUAGAUAAGCUAGUCACUGGACAUAAUGCUGAUGACAUAGCUGAAACAGUGCUCUUAAACAUAUUACGAGGUGAUAUUGCCAGAUUGAGUAGAUGCACAUCUAUCACUACAGGAGAAGAUGGUCCAAUUCCGAGAUGCAAGCCUUUUAAGUACACUUAUGAGAAAGAAAUUGUCAUGUAUGCUUACUUUAAAAAGUUGGACUAUUUCUCCACUGAAUGCAUUUACUCUCCCAAUGCUUACCGUGGGUUUGCUCGAGAAUUCAUCAAGGAUCUAGAAAGAAUCAGGCCUAGAGCAAUUUUGGAUAUUAUUAAGUCAGGCGAGGAUUUUAGGAUCUCAACUUCGACAAAAAUGCCUGAGCAGGGAAACUGUGAACGCUGUGGUUAUAUUUCGAGUCAGAAAUGGUGUAAAGCAUGUGUCUUGCUGGAGGGCCUCAAUCGCGGUUUACCAAAGCUCGGUAUUGGGAGAACCCGGGGGGCUAACCAUGAAACAAGCAAGAGCAUAAAACAACGCAAUGGAACAACAGAUAGUAUUCAGAGCAAGCAAUGUGGAAGUUUGGAUUUCUAAUCAUUGUGGCACCAACAAUAUUUUGUGGAAUAAGGACGGACUGCUUCACAUUAUGGACCACUUCAAGGAUGAUGGACUAUAAGUGCAAGGGGUCAUUGGUCUUGCUAAUAUGCUAGUACUGGUUUCUUUCAUGGGUUAUGUAUUUAUAGCUCCAUGGUUCAACCGGCUGGGCUGGGAAACAUAUUCCGGAGAGCAUGAUAUUUAGCUUAAUACACCGAGAGAAUCAAGCACCUUACAUACAUUGAAGUGUCAUUUCUUAGAUUUUGUUUAUCUUUUUAACCUUUGACAGGAGGAGUUUUCCUGCUUUGAUUGUUUGAAUGUCAUUGCAUCUCCUCUCUGCCUCUCUGUAACUUGCCUUGUUGUUUUUAGUAAAAUGCCACAUAGAUCAACGUAUGCAUUUUGCGGGCUGAACAAACACUGAAUCAAAGUUGCCAAUCUUAUGGUAUUGCAAUAAUGUUCACCUCGCCAAAUGAAAUGGUCAAAAGUGUAUAAGAUUCAUGUGAUAAUAUUAAUCCAAGUCUCCAACAAAC
This is a messenger RNA of Oldenlandia corymbosa var. corymbosa, 1826 nucleotides long. NCBI's taxonomy places the organism in Eukaryota, Viridiplantae, Streptophyta, Magnoliopsida, Gentianales, Rubiaceae. The record is from the annotation of a GenBank genome assembly.